UCACUUUUUGUAUAAAGCCUCCACAACAUAUCCCCACUGCAUGAUUUUGAGAGGAAAACAUGGGCACCUUCGUAUUCUUGAUCUCUUACAUUGUUUUCCUCUCUUUAUUCGUCUUCUCAGUUGAUUCUGCAUCUUCUUCUUGUCCCAUAGAUCUUGGCUAUGUCGAGACCUACCCAUGGGACACCUCUUCGUGCCGCAGUGGGGAUCAAGACCACUGCUGCAUGGCCCUUCUCAGUCUCUUUGGCAUGGGCCUUGCACAGCACCUGAAAGAAACUUCCAUGUUUCAGCUCCCCACUGCUGCUGUCUCAUCUUCUUGCCUCUCAGAAUUGCAGACUAGGCUCUCUGCCAUGGCGUUCCAACCGUCUUUAGUCUCUAUAUGCUUCAAGAACUCGACUCAGUUUGUUGCUAAUUCCUCGAGCUGUGCUGGAAUCAUCACGAAAGAAGAUUGGAUCAAAAGGGUUGGGGAAAAGACUGCCUUGGAUUCAUCUUGCAAGGACCUGACUGGACUUGUCCAGUGCGGCUCCUGCCUCGAUGCUGGGAUGAAGGUGAAUUCCCAGUUGCAGGCUCUUGCUCCAAAUUCCACUAAAUGCUUUUACUUCACUAUUCUGUAUGCUGCAGGCAUUGUUAAUGAGUUAGGCCCUCAGGAUGGCACCACUGCUGCUUGCAUACUAGGCUUGCCUUUGUCUAACUCCAAAACUGGUGAAACCUCUAAUCAUCUGAGCCAAGAGACUUUAUUCAAAUUGAUUUUCGGGUUCUUGGGUGCUUUUAUGGUUGUUUUGUUUGCCUUGGGAUCAGUAGUGCUGUACAGGAUUUGGCAAAAGAAGAAGAAAAACGCCUUCCAUGAAGAAUUUGUGAGCAGCAUGCAGGCUAGAGUUUUACCGAACACUGGUGCAAAAUGGUAUCAUAUCGCUGAAAUUGAACGAGCCACAGAUGGAUUUUCACAGAAGAAUUUUAUUGGCCAAGGCGCAUAUGGGGCUGUACACAAGGGCACCCUUUCUGAUGGCACUUUAGUUGCAGUGAAACAAAUUCUUGAUUUGGAUUCUCAAGGGGAUGAGGAAUUUUCCAAUGAGGUUGAGAUCAUAAGCAAAAUAAGGCACAGGAACCUUCUUUCUCUUCGGGGUUGCUGCGUUACAAGUGACGACUGUAAAGGAAAAGGGGUCGCUUACUUGCAUGAUGGAAUCAAACCUGCCAUUUAUCAUCGAGAUAUCAAGACAACUAACAUACUUUUGGACUUGGAAAUGAAAGCAAAAGUGGCAGAUUUUGGGUUAGCCAAGCAAAGUAGAGAAGGUCAGUCUCAUCUCACCACAAGGGUAGCUGGUACACAUGGAUAUCUAGCACCAGAGUAUGCUCUCUAUGGACAAUUAACAGAAAAAAGCGAUGUUUACAGCUUUGGGAUCGUGAUUCUUGAAACUAUGAGUGGGAGGAAGGUGUUGGAUACAUCAAGUUCUUCCAUGGUUUUGAUCACAGAUUGGGCUUGGAUGCUUGUUAAAUCAGGAAAAGUGGAAGAGGUUUUUGACGACUUCAUAAGAAAGGAAGGACCAAAAGGUGUCAUGGAGAGAUUUGUUCUCGUUGGGAUUCUUUGUGCACAUGUGAUGGUGGCUUUUAGACCUACCAUUGCAGAGGCUCUAAAGAUGCUGGAAGGUGAUAUUGACAUUCCAAGAUUACCAGACAGGCCAUGGCCUCUUAGCCAUGAGGCAUUUCGAUCUUCUUUGCAGUGUAGUUUUUUAACAAAUGAGAGAUCAAGACCCAGCACAAGCAUGAGUACGAUAUAAAUUUGAUCUGCAAAGCUUGGAAAGCUUUUUCCAAGUGAAAAAUAUUCAAAUAUGUACCCUGGUAGGUAGGAACCACCACUCCCAGCUCUUCAGAGGUGCCUGUGUUGCAUAUUUUUCUUCUUUAUUUUUUAUUUUUCCAUUCUUUAAGUGUAUACUGCAACCCUCGAUGUACACAGAAUUUUAUGAUAGAAACAAGAUUGCAUUCCUUCAA
Molecule: messenger RNA, 1983 nt
Organism: Vitis riparia (riverbank grape)
Lineage: Eukaryota; Viridiplantae; Streptophyta; Magnoliopsida; Vitales; Vitaceae
Product: probable receptor-like protein kinase At1g11050
Exons: 2
Coding region: 60-1772 (570 amino acids)
Biological process (GO): protein phosphorylation
Molecular function (GO): protein kinase activity; ATP binding
Source: RefSeq, a predicted model, not a curated record